Molecule: messenger RNA, 4953 nt
Organism: Cherax quadricarinatus
Lineage: Eukaryota; Metazoa; Arthropoda; Malacostraca; Decapoda; Parastacidae
Source: RefSeq, a predicted model, not a curated record
AUUUAUUGACGACUCCAGCCUCCCCCAGAGGUGAUAAUGCUGACCAACUGACAUGACCACAAGCUCACAGACUCCUAUAUGGCCAAGGGAUGUAGACAUCUGCCGCAUUGCUCGCAGUGUUGCAAUAAAAAUUACUAAAGGAGGCGCAUCCCACUUUUCUGCUCCCCAGCUUGUGUUACUUACACAAGUAUAUGUACCAUCAUUGCGCAGACACUACCACCACUAUGUUUUUGCUUUGAGCAUUGCCAAAUGCCAUUGGGAACAGGUGGAAAACAGAAAUGGUCGACGAAAACUCUCACUAGCAGAAAUGAGAAGUGUUCCUCGAAUGGAUUUAGAAAGACAAGAUAUACUCUUAGUUACAGAACAUGUAAAUAAGCAAAUUACUGGUGUGAGUCCUUGUGUAGGAGCCAUUGUGAGAGAAGUUGGUCCGCAUCAAGUGUGGCGACAAGUUGAUGUAAAUCAUAGAUCAUAUGAUGAUGCAGUGCUUCGAUCACCAGGUUAUGGUGAGCAAGAUAUAGAACUUUUGUUUGAAGAGUUUGUGAGAUGUGGCUACCCUCAUUCAACUGUUUGCUUCCUAGAUGUGAAGCAGUUGAUUUCUGAAAUAGGCUGGAAAGAUAAAGAAAAGGGUAUUUUUAGGGCAAUGGAUCGGCAAAGAGAAGGGGAGCUAGGAGCAAGGGAAUUUAUUUUGGGACUAGCUGCUAUGGAUCCUAUGACAAGUCAUGGAAAAGAACCUGCAGAAAUACGUUGUCGUUAUAUUUUCAAGUAUUACGACAAAGAUGAGGACGGUAAUAUGGAGGUGCAUGAAGUGAAGGAAAUGGUAGAAGACAUUGCUCAGUUACAAGGUAAAGAAGUCACGGAGGAGAUCAUCAAAGAACAAACUAAACUAGCUCUUGAAAUUUUUGGUGUUGAAGGAGAGUCAAAGAUGCCUCUGAUUGAUUUUCUGAAGGCUGUGAGUUCUUUACGGUUUCGGGGUACUUCCUCACUCUUCCGUUCCAGCAUGUCUAUCAUCUCGCAUUUAGUACACAAAAAUGGGUUAGCCAGAAGAAAAGAGGCCCAAAUUAAAUUUGGAAGACCUGCCUCACCUGGGCUGGACUUUCCAUCUUCACCUGGACUACAUUGUCUACCUUCCCCUGGAUUCAAGAUAAAAAAGUUGAAGCAAAAUUCUCCAAUGGACUGUGAGCAGGUUGAGACUGAUCUUCCAAGUGACAGUCACACAGAGGAAGAUAAGAAGGUUAAUCCAGAUGUUGAGAUGCAUUCACUCGGCAGUAAUUCUGAAGCUUCUAUUCCUUUGAGUGAUGGACUUUUUCAAAGUUUGGGCUCCACUAACUACACCCUUGCCCAACACACAGUGAAAGUACGAAGGUCAGGACAGAUCACAGACAUUCACCUCUUGCUUGACAUGGAACGUGCUGGUGAAGUGUGUGAUACAGGCUUUGAUGUUGAUGAGAUUAAUGCCUUUGAGCCUAAUAGAAACUGCAGAGGCAGUAAGAAUGAUCGCAGUAUGUCUUCAAAGACAAGGACACCUGAAUCAAACUUACGUGACCGCUUGUUUGAUAGGUUCCAGUCUGUAGAGGCCUUCAAUCUAAAAUCUCUUCCUAAUGAAAUGGUUGCUGCCUUACGAUUUUUUGAGCAUGAAAGGAAGGAUAAGCCAUCUUUAAACUGGGGAGAGGUUGAUAUGAUAAAACUUGGGCAGUAUAUAAUUUCCCUGUGCUCUGCUACCAAGGAGCUGUUGGAGAGUGAGCCACGUCUUCUAAAGUUAGAAGCACCAUGCUACAUUUUAGGUGAUCUUCAUGGAAAUUAUCAAGAUUUGGUUUGUUUUGAGAAGACACUCUGGAGAGUGGGUCCCCACCUUACACCAGCUAAUUUCCUCUUUCUUGGUGAUUAUGUCGACAGGGGUGAUUAUGGUAUUGAGGUGGUAUCUCAUUUAUUUGCCCAGAAACUUCAAGCUCCAUCUAAUUUUUUCCUCUUGCGAGGAAACCAUGAAGUUAGAGACAUCCAACAAAUGUUUACAUUUCAACAGGAAUGCCUUAAGAAGUUUGGAGCACGCCAUGGUAUGAAUGUUUGGAAUGCAGUAAAUGAUGCUUUUGAUUGUAUGCCGCUUGCUGCUCUUGUUGAUAAGAAGAUAUUCUGCAUUCAUGGUGGAAUUCCCAAACUAGAUGGAUGUUUGAGCGAGCUUGAUAAUAUCCCGUGUCCUCUACCUACUCCUGAAACACAGAGUAGUUUAGCAUGGCAAAUGAUGUGGAAUGAUCCAAUUGCAGCUGAGGAUAUGACUGAUGAUGUACUAGAGCAACUGGUAGGAAACAAAGGAUUUGCCUACAAUGAGAAAAGACAAACUGCAUGUGUUUUCAAUCGGGCUGCCUUUGAUAGCUUCCUCAAAAGACACAGUCUUACUCAUGUUGUCAGAGCACAUGAGGUCAAACAAGCUGGCUUUGAGAUACAACAGGGAGGGCGCCUUAUGACAGUUUUUUCUUCCUCUCAUUACUGUGGGGGAAGCAAUGAAGCAGCAUGCAUACUUGUCCACAAUUAUCGAAUGAGAGCCAUUAGAAUUGACACAUCAUAAAAUUGUUUUUUACCUUAUUGGCCAUCUCCUACUAAAGUAAGGUGACAAGUAUAUACAGUGGACCCCCGCUUAACUAUCACCUCCCAAUGCGACCAAUUAUGUAAGUGUAUUUAUGUAAGUGCAUUUGCACGUGUAUGUUUGGGGGUCUGAAAUGGACUAAUCUACUUCGCAAUAUUCCUUAUGGGAACAAAUUCGGUCAGUACUGGCACCGGAACAUACUUCUGGAAUGAAAAAAUAUCGUUAACCAGGGGUCCACUGUAUAUACAUAAAAACAAUUUGAAAGUAUCAUGAAAAUUUAAUGUUAAAAUGCCAAUAAUUUUCACAUUUCUGGAUGGUAGUUUGGUGUAUGUGUGUGUACACAUUGUAUAUGUACAUAUACUGAGCUAUAAUUCUUGCUCCAUAAGCCAUGAGUGUUGUAAAAGAUGACUAAAAUGCUGAGAGUAAGGAGCAGGUAACCCCUUUUUGUAUUCAGCUACUAAAAAGAUAAAAGAAAAUUUGAAGGUGUUUAAAUGUGGGUUGGUUUAGUACAGAUGAAAAAAAAAAAGUCAUGAACGGAGAGGAGCUGGAUGUCCUAGCACAAAACAAAACAAAGCUAAAGGGGUGGAAGAAUUUCACUGCAGGAGAAGUAAACAGAAAUAGAUCAGGUGUACCUGAAUCAGCUAAAAGAGUAGCAGCAAUAUUAUAUGAUCAAUUAUUGAAAGAAAAGGGUGGGUAUAAGUGUUUAAAUUUAAGAAUCGAGAUGGGAUGAAAGUGGAUUAUAGUAUUUAUACACCUUGGGGUGAGGUAUGUUGAGGAGGAGGAAGGAUUUUGGGAGAUGUUAAGACAAUAUUAAGGGAGUUUUGAGUCAAAUGAGAGAAUAAUUGUUGUGGGCGACAUAAAUGAUACAGUGGAAGAGACUGUUUUAGGUGGUGUAGAAGGUAAGUUUUGAGUGCCAGGGGUAAAUGAUGAUGGGGAAAGGGGGAGAGCGGUAAUUGUUAGAGUGGUUGGGAUAUUUGUUCAAUAUGUGCAUCAAAGAAGGAACAAUACCUAAGGAUUGUCAGAGCUAUGCACAUUAUAUUCAUGGGGUCAUUUAGCACCUCAGAGCUAUGCACAUUAUAUUCAUGGGGUCAUAUAGCACCUCAGAGCUAUGCACAGUUCCCUGUAUAAGGGGACAGAAGUGUGUAAGAAUUACCAUGUAAAGUGUAGGGUAGAAUUAUUCAAAGAAUUAGGGGUAAGACAGAGUAAACUUACAGAAGAUAAAGGAAGAUUUUGUAAGGGUAGGGGAUGUGUAGACAAAGUGCUUACACAACCAUAUAUUGUAAGUAAACAACACUGAGAUAAGGAUAAGGAGCUGUUUGUUGCAUUUUUGUAUUUAGAAAAGGUACAAGAUACAGUGGAUAGUGAAGCAUUGUGGUGGAUGUUGCGCAUGUAUGCAAUAGGUGAUAGGUUACUUAAAGUAGUAAGUUUUUUUUAUGCAGUUUAAGGCUCAGGUUAAAGUAUGUAGGAGAGAAGUGAGGGGAGCUAUUAUUCAGUAAAAGUAGGCCUGAAAGGGAUGUAUUAUGUUACUGUUGUUUACUAUAUUUAUAGAUUGGGUUGUAAAAGAAAUAUUAAGGUGAGGGAUUAAAAGAUGAUGAACAUAAUAUAGUAUAGGUGUUGCUGAUUACAGUCCUUUUGAAAGAUUCUGAAAAGAAAUUGCAAAGGUUUUUGGACAAUGAAUUUGGGAGGGCAUGUAAAGUUAGGAAAUUAAAAGUGAACAUAGAAAAGACCAAAGUGAUGAGAGUAACAAAAAAAAUUUAAGCAGUGAGAGAUUGGAGGGGGUACGAAGUGAGUGUGCUUAAAUAUUUGGGAGUGGACAUGUCAGCAGAUGGGUCUACAGAAGAUGAGAUGAAACAGAAUAUUUGAGGGGCAAAAAGGUAGGUGGUGUGUUGAUGUACCAGGGUAUAGUAGUACAGUGGACCCCCGCUUAACGAUCACCUCCAAAUGCGACCAAUUAUGUAAGUGUAUUUAUGUAAGUGCGUUUGUACGUGUAUGUUUGGGGGUCUGAAAUGGACUAAUCUUCUUCACAAUAUUCCUUAUGGGAACAAAUUCGGUCAGUACUGGCACCUGAACAUACUACUGGAAUGAAAAAAGUUCGUUAACCGGGGGUCCACUGUACUUACUUUUUAUAUGGAAGCAAGGCUGAGCUUUGAAUGUUGCAAAGGAGAUGGCUAGAGGAAGUGGAAAUGUCACAUUUGAGAGCAGUGUAUGGUGUGAAUGUUAUGCAAAGAAUUCGGAUCAUAGAAAUUAUAUUAUCAAAGGGUCACCAAGAAUGUAAUUCAGAGAGAUGAGGAAGGGUUGUUAUGGUUAGGACAUUGAAAGAUUGCAACAAAAUAAGAUAAUAAAAAAGUUUAUAAAUCUUGGGUGCAAGGAGGGGU